Brachypodium distachyon (stiff brome) is the source of this 1016-nucleotide messenger RNA. Its product is annotated as protein RADIALIS-like 3. The record is from RefSeq and is a predicted model, not a curated record. Lineage: Eukaryota; Viridiplantae; Streptophyta; Magnoliopsida; Poales; Poaceae. Gene Ontology annotation, molecular function: DNA-binding transcription factor activity. The transcript has 2 exons. Bases 111 to 386 code for a protein of 91 amino acids.
AUCUGAGCUUCUGAAGAGCAAAAACCUUCAGCGCUAGCCAGCUAUAGCUGAUAGGCUUUCGAAAAGAUAUUGCUAGCUAGUAAUUUCCCAACCCCCAGAUCGAGGUCACCAUGUCUUCAGCUGGGUCAAGGAGCUCCUCCUCCCGCGGCGUCGCAAACGCGGCCUCGGAGUGGAGCAGGCAGGAGAACAAGCUGUUCGAGGAGGCGCUGGCCUACUACGGCGAGGGCACGCCGGACCGCUGGCAGAAGGUGUCCCGCGCCAUGGGCGGGACCAAGACGGCCGACGAGGUGCGCCGCCAUUACGAGAUCCUCGAAGACGACUACGAUCUCAUCAGGUCCGGCAGGCUCCCGUUCCCCCAGUACAACACGCAGGGGGCUUGGAACUGAUCGAUACAAUCCAUGAUCCAUCCAGCCAUCCCCAACCAUGCUACGAAAUGACACUUCCCACUGUUUCUUCUACGUACUCCAGAUGCACUGCAACAUUGAAGUGCUUGAACUGCAACACAGGCAUAACUGAUAAACCGACCCGGCGAAACCAAUUAAUCACGUGGGAUCUAAGCUGGGAUCUUGCAGUCUAACCCCCUAGUGUUGUGCAAGUGUGCUAGUUCAGUUGCAGGCUUGUAGCUAGCCGGCAUGCACUUCUGCGUCUCCCUUUCAUGCCUAGUUGUUCUCCCUUUCUUAGAGAUGAAUGCUACUUUUACAAGAGGAAGUCAAUUAUACGUCUGUUUCGUUUUGUGCUCUGUUUGAAGGCGCAAACCAUGGCACCCCUUGAAGAGGCAACUCUGUGCAAAUGUGCAUAUACCAAUUAAAUUGGUAUAUAUAGCUACAUGAGUACUCCCUCUCCCUCUGAUCCUAAAUUCUUGACUCAAAUUUGCCCAAAUAUGAAUGUAUCUAUUCUUAAAAAGCAUCUAGAUACAUGUAAUAUUUCGACAACAAUUUAGGAUCGGAGGGAGUAUUAGCCAACCGAACCAACUUGGCCAAACCGUUUCUCUGAAAUGAAAUCAAUUUUUCCUCUAA